AUGAUACUUGAAUGUUUUAAAAAUCUAUCAAACCAUGGUAAAAACAAUCUUUCAAUUUUAAAUCAAACUUUUAAUACUACUAUGAUGGAUAUUGAUUCAAAUAUGAAUAUGAAUAUAGUUUGUAAAAAAAAAACUACUGAUCAUUUUCAUCCAAUCAAUGAUCGAACAGGUCGGAGAAUGUAA
Molecule: messenger RNA, 183 nt
Organism: Cavenderia fasciculata
Lineage: Eukaryota; Evosea; Eumycetozoa; Acytosteliales; Cavenderiaceae
Exons: 2
Coding region: 1-183 (60 amino acids)
Source: RefSeq, a predicted model, not a curated record